GUAAUCCACUUCAAGGAGCUUCCACGUAACACGAACCCUUUUCCAGGAGAGGCCUCUCCUCAGAUCAGCAAACUUCCUGCUCGCGGAGUCCUCCUGAUGUCACAUGACUCCGCGCUGCCGUCGUGCUGCAGCGCGGAAGGAAGAAGGUAGUUUUGUCUUGAAACAGUAACCUGCAAUGAAAACGUCCCCAAACGGCGCGGAAAAGUGAGCAGAGCCGAUUGUUGGGGCCACAGAGACACUGGACUGGGAUGCUGGGAUCAUCCGGCGCACAAAGGUGUUUCUCAAACUUGUGCUAUAAAUGCUGGAAUAAUGAAAUGGAAAAUCUUUGUCAAACCAUCUGAGGACUGGGUUCCAUUUAAUCGUGUUUCAAGAUUUUAACAUCUUCCUUGUGGACGAGGCUUAGCUGUGUGAAUAGUAUAAAGUCAGUCCUCUGUGCUUUGCAGAAUUCCCCCCCAGACUCUGUUUUAUGUCUGUCACCUCAGUACUUUACAGCCUAAUACAUGUGGAGAAGUUGGAGUAAAUAGUACACCGCAUUAAAACAGGACAGGAACGCAUCUGUUGUCCAGAUGAAGUGCUUCCUGAUAGCUAGCGAGAGUGCUGAGGUCCUGUUCUACUGGACUGACCUGGAAUUUCAUCAGAAUAUCCAGGAAAAGUAUGGAGCAUCUCAAGAGGAAGGCCACGAGCUUCCAGCCUUUGAGGACAGCAUCAGCACUUUGUUUGCUCCCAUCAUUAUCUCCUUCAGCACCAUGUUAUCACAGGGUGACAGCUACACAUCCUUCACCACAGAAAACAACCACAACUACGUACUGCGCCAGUUUGACGAGUGUCUGUACAUUGCUGUGAAUGGAGAUGGCGAGGAAAAGGAGGAAGAUCUGAGGCGGAAAAUCUACGUGAUGAAGAAGAUGACCGAAGUUUUGUUUGGCCUGGUGACCCUCAGUGGGAACCUCCUCAGGAAAGAACUGCGUGCUCAGGACACAGAGCAAAGGGUGAGACUGUGGAAGCAUCUCCAGAGCCUGCUGGAGACCUACAGCCACCUCCGGGAGAAUGAUCAGAGCUUCUUAGUGGAGGCAGUGGAGAGGCUGAUCCACCCCACGCUGUGUGAGCAGUGUAUCGAGUUUCUGGAGCGCCGUUUGGUUCAGCAGCUCAACAGCAGCGCAGAGAGAGCAGGAGAAGAAGUGCUGCAUGCCUUCAUCCUGGUUCACACCAAACUGCUUGCUUUCUACUCCAGCCGCAAUGCAAGUACACUCAGCACCUCAGACCUCCUGGCCCUCAUCAUCAUGGCACAAAAUAUGUAUCCUAGUAACAUAGAUGUGGAUGACCCAAGUCCUGAGGAUGCUGAGAGUACAUCUGGUUCUGGCCAUGAGAGCUUUUACACCCCAGAGCCCUCCCCUACAGACAAAGACUCAAGCAGUUCAGAAAAGCCAUUGAGAGGAAAUGCUCCUGUGUUUGAGUUUGUAGACCCAGACAUCCAGAUGGCAGAAGACAGCUUGAGUACUCUAGAAAUUUGUCCACCGGAUCCAUCUACCCCUCACAGAGUCUUCUUAGAGGUCUCACAAAAAGAUGUGGUGUAUCCCAUGAUGCCUCACUCCAUGUACUGCCUCCCACUCUGGCCCGGCAUCACACUGGUGCUACUAACUAAGAUUCCCUCUAGUGUAGUGGCCAUGUCUGUGUACACUUUUUUGGAAGCCUUCACCAAACUGGAGAGGCGUUUAAAUGAAGGUCAAGGAGGUUCUGCAAGAGGUCAGCCCAUGCAUGAAGUUCGCAGCAAGCUGGAUAAAUUCAUUAAAACGCUGGCACUGAGUGGGAUACAGUCCUCACAGUUAGAAAAUGUCUGGACCAAGUUCAAGAACAGAGCCUUUUCCAGAGGAGGGCUUGGGUUCAGCAAGGAGCUUAUCCCAUGGUGUAAGGAAAUGAAGAUCCAGCUGUGUGGUAUAUAUCGGCAGUGUUUUCUGUCUGACCCUGGACCAGCUGACACUCCUCAACGUCUCUCCCCCAGUCUGCAAGAACGAGCUCAGACCAUGGUGCAGGAGAAACUGAUGGACUGGAAGGACUUCCUAUUGGUGAAAAGCAAGAGGAAUAUCACCAUGGUGUCUUACCUGGAGGAUUUCCCAGGCCUCAUUCAUUUUAUCUGUGUGGACCGGUCCUGUGGCCAAAUGAUAGCGCCAUCGCUCAGCAUCACAGAGCGGACUACGUCUGAGCUGGGGAAGGGGCCAGUGGCUCAGUAUAUUAAAAGCAAGGUGUGGAGCCUGGUCAGCAUAACACGGCACUAUCUACAGAAGGGUUACUCCACUCUAACGUUGCGUGACGGAGAUUUCUACUUCUGCUACUUUCUCUGGUUUGAAAAUGAAACUGGCUUCAAGUUAGACACAAAGGAAAUACCCGCCCUACCUGAUGACUCAUCCCCCAUUGGGAUGCUUGCCUCGGACUACUACAGGAAGCUGCUCCGGUACUACAGUAAGAAUCACCAGGGUGAGCCAGUGAAAUGCUACGAGCUCCUAACAGUUCACCUGGGUGUCAUCCCCACUGAGAUCAUCCUCCAGCACUGCAGACAGCUGGCAAGCAAAUUAUGGGAACCUUCGCGCAACCCACUGCUGUAAACACAGACACGCUCUCACAGUGAGACAGAGUAGCCAUGGUACACAUGUAUGCAUUGUCAAGCACAAGAACAAAAAAAAACAUAAAUUCACUUUAAAUAUCAAGCGUGUCCUGCACCUGUUUCAUUGUUUGUUUUUUUACCCAAAAUUAUUUAUUGAAAGCACUUUGAUUAGUAUAAUCAAACACCAUUGUGCACUGUACACCUUGCCUUAUAUGAAGCAUGUUCCACUCCUGAAUUUUUUGGGAUAUUUUGAUCUAUUUUUGAACAUGUAUUUUGACCUAUUUCCUAUUUAUUAGUAAUAUAAAUAUUUGUGUAGUUAUUUUUUUCUUUUUAAAAUAUGUAAACAUUUUUUUUUUUUUAAGAAAUGGAACUACUGUCCAUCUUUUGUCUUUACUAACGCCAGCAUCAUAACAUGUAUCGAUGAAACAUGUAAUAGAAAUUAUGGUUUGCCUCUCGAUGUACUGUGAAUAAUUUUUGAGAAAAAAAAA
This is a messenger RNA of Archocentrus centrarchus (flier cichlid), 3084 nucleotides long. It is a transcript of the gene hps1, whose product is annotated as HPS1 biogenesis of lysosomal organelles complex 3 subunit 1. Lineage: Eukaryota; Metazoa; Chordata; Actinopteri; Cichliformes; Cichlidae. Gene Ontology annotation, biological process: vesicle-mediated transport; melanosome assembly. The record is from RefSeq and is a predicted model, not a curated record. Gene Ontology annotation, cellular component: BLOC-3 complex. Bases 567 to 2597 code for a protein of 676 amino acids. The transcript is spliced from 18 exons. Gene Ontology annotation, molecular function: guanyl-nucleotide exchange factor activity.